Molecule: messenger RNA, 600 nt
Organism: Strongyloides ratti
Lineage: Eukaryota; Metazoa; Nematoda; Chromadorea; Rhabditida; Strongyloididae
Exons: 3
Coding region: 1-600 (199 amino acids)
Source: RefSeq, a predicted model, not a curated record
AUGAAAGUUGAAAAAGAAGUUAUGUGCUUUUUUUGUAGAUCAAUGCAUUUACCAAUUGAUGAAGACAUUUUUAAAAAGUUUUACAACAAUCAGAUAGAUGCUAUACCAUUUUCAAAAAGUACAGUUGAUGAAGAUGGUUUUAAGAUGCCAUAUAUAAUAAGUUCAACAUGUAAGACUUUUUGUCUUGAACAAUCAAAAAAAUUUUUUUACAACAUAUUUGUUAUAAAUAACAAUGUCAAUUUGUCAUCAAUUCAACUUAUAAAAGAACAAUUAAAAGAAAUGAAUGCAUUUAUUCAACUUAUGAAAAAUCAAAAUAUACCACAAUCAGAAGUUGACAAUUUUAAGAUUAUUGUUUGCUUAGAAAAGAAUUUAUCAAAAAUAAUUAAUAAACUUAAAAAUUUACCAAAAUAUAAAGCUGAUUUUUUUAUUAAUCAAUUUUUUAUUAGUUAUUUUCAUAAGAUGGAUGUUUAUUAUAAUUUUUUAACAAAUAAAGAUUAUAGAAUAUAUAUGGUAAAUGAAAAUAAAAACAAUUUUAUUCAUAUUAAUCAACAUUUAUUUUUAUUCAAAAUUUAUUUUUGUAAAUAUAUAACCUUAAUUUAA